This is a messenger RNA of Marmota flaviventris (yellow-bellied marmot), 6266 nucleotides long. Lineage: Eukaryota; Metazoa; Chordata; Mammalia; Rodentia; Sciuridae. The record is from RefSeq and is a predicted model, not a curated record.
AAGAUAACACUGGCCUCAGAGCUCAGGUGAGACCUAGAGAGAGAAAGCUCGCGGGUACCUCCUCCGCUUUCUUUUCUUAUCUGCCAGCCCUCUCAUCCAACAGCUUGGCCCUCGGCAGGCUGUGCGCACAGCAUGGAAGGGCGCACCUUCACCCCGUGGUUCGGGCGGCGGAGACGCGCUGGGCGUGCUCGCCAUCCAGGAGCGAAAAGUUGUGCGUCCACUUGGUAGGGAGAAAGAGAGCGGAGAGCUAACGCGCGAGAGAGCUGGGGAAAGCAGGGAGGGGGCGGGGUGGGGGGCCGCUUACACGAAUUUCCAAGUGGUAGACCUGCCUCUGCGCUCUGCCCAAUGAGAUCCGUCAGGGGAGGCACCCGGCUCACUUUUCCACAUCACUUCACAGUUACAUUUGGCAGGCAGGCGGGCUCGCACGCCGAAGCGCUCAGCCCAGAAUUAGUGGAUUUUAUUUGGAAUCUCCCUGCCUCCUCGAAGCUCCUCCGCCACCACCGGUUUGUGCAUAGACGGUAGCGUCCAUCCGCCAGCUGCACUUUGGGCUGCGGACACCCGGAGCCCAGCGCGCCUGCCCCGCGUCUCCGCACCAAGCUCCGCAGCUCCGAGAGGCAUGAACGGAAUCUGGAGGCGCCUGCCCAGUGCACCGGGACCGGUCAGCACUGGCCGCCCUGGAGAGCGGACCCCGAUCCCCUCAAGCCAUUUGUGAACCAGGAGGCUUGAAAUUCACCAGCUCAGAGCCCCGUAAGAGAAAUUUCAACGGAAAGGAAAGCCAAUGGAUUGUGGUCUUAGAAAAGCUGCUUAGAUGAUGUCUGUUUCCAGAGCUUUCAGCACGUGGCAGAGCUGUAAGUAAGCACUCGGCACUGCAUGAUGAAUUGGAUGGCUGCAGACCGGAGGCAAACAAAAUAAUUGUCUCAUUUUCGUGGUGAUUUGCUUAACUGGUGGGACCAUGCCAGAACGGCUAGCGGAAAUGCUCUUGGAUCUCUGGACUCCAUUAAUAAUAUUAUGGAUUGCUCUCCCCCCUUGCAUUUACAUGGCUCCGAUGAAUCAGUCUCACUCUCACGUUUUAAUGAGUGGAUCCCCUUUGGAACUAAACAGGCUGAGUGAAGAACAGCGGAUUUUGAACCGCUCCAAAAGAGGCUGGGUUUGGAAUCAAAUGUUUGUCCUGGAAGAGUUUUCUGGACCUGAACCGAUUCUUGUUGGCCGGCUACACACAGACCUGGAUCCUGGAAGUAAAAAAAUCAAGUAUAUCCUCUCAGGUGAUGGAGCUGGGACAAUCUUUCAAAUAAAUGAUGUUACUGGAGAUAUCCAUGCCAUAAAGAGACUUGACCGAGAGGAAAAGGCUGAGUACACCCUAACAGCUCAGGCAGUGGACUGGGAGACGAACAAACCUCUUGAGCCUCCUUCUGAAUUUAUUAUUAAAGUUCAAGACAUCAACGACAAUGCACCUGAGUUUCUUAAUGGACCCUAUCAUGCUACGGUGCCAGAGAUGUCCAUUCUGGGUACGUCUGUCACUAAUGUAACAGCUACGGAUGCUGAUGACCCAGUUUAUGGAAACAGUGCAAAGCUGGUUUAUAGUAUCUUGGAAGGGCAGCCUUAUUUCUCCAUUGAGCCUGAAACAGCUAUUAUAAAAACUGCUCUUCCCAACAUGGACAGAGAAGCCAAGGAGGAGUACCUGGUUGUUAUCCAAGCCAAAGAUAUGGGUGGACACUCUGGUGGCCUGUCCGGGACCACGACGCUCACAGUAACCCUUACUGAUGUUAAUGACAAUCCUCCAAAAUUUGCACAGAGUCUGUAUCACUUCUCAGUACCAGAAGAUGUGGUUCUUGGCACUGCAAUAGGAAGGGUCAAGGCCAAUGACCAGGAUGUUGGUGAAAAUGCACAGUCCUCUUAUGACAUCAUUGACGGAGAUGGAACAGCACUCUUUGAAAUCACCUCUGACGCCCAGGCCCAGGAUGGCAUUAUACGACUAAGAAAGCCUCUGGACUUUGAGACCAAGAAAUCCUAUACUCUGAAGGUAGAGGCAGCCAAUGUCCAUAUUGACCCACGUUUCAGCAGCAGGGGACCCUUUAAAGAUACGGCUACGGUUAAAAUUGUUGUGGAGGAUGCAGAUGAGCCUCCUGUCUUCUCUUCACCAACAUACCUCCUGGAAGUUCAUGAAAAUGCUGCUCUGAACUCCGUGAUUGGGCAAGUGACUGCUCGUGACCCUGAUAUCACAUCCAGUCCUAUAAGGUUUUCCAUCGACCGUCACACUGACCUGGAGAGACAGUUCAACAUUAAUGCAGAUGAUGGGAAGAUCACUCUGGCAACACCACUUGACAGAGAAUUAAGUGUGUGGCAUAACAUAACAAUCAUUGCAACUGAAAUUAGGAACCACAGUCAGAUAUCACGAGUACCUGUUGCUAUUAAAGUGCUGGAUGUCAAUGACAACGCCCCUGAAUUCGCAUCCGAAUAUGAGGCAUUUUUAUGUGAAAAUGGAAAACCCGGCCAAGUCAUUCAAACAGUGAGUGCCAUGGACAAAGAUGAUCCCAAAAAUGGACAUUAUUUCUUAUACAGUCUCCUGCCAGAAAUGGUCAACAAUCCAAAUUUUACCAUCAAGAAAAAUGAAGAUAAUUCCCUCAGCAUUUUGGCAAAGCAUAAUGGAUUCAACCGCCAGAAGCAAGAAGUGUAUCUUUUACCAAUCAUAAUCAGUGACAGUGGAAAUCCUCCACUGAGCAGCACCAGUACCCUGACGAUCCGGGUCUGUGGCUGCAGCAAUGAUGGUGUUGUCCAGUCUUGUAACGUUGAAGCUUAUGUCCUUCCCAUUGGACUCAGUAUGGGCGCCUUAAUUGCCAUAUUAGCAUGCAUCAUUUUGUUGCUAGUCAUUGUGGUGCUGUUUGUAACUCUGCGGCGACAUAAAAAUGAGCCAUUGAUUAUCAAAGACGAUGAAGACGUUCGAGAAAACAUCAUUCGCUAUGACGACGAAGGAGGAGGGGAGGAGGACACAGAGGCUUUUGACAUUGCAACUUUACAAAACCCAGAUGGAAUUAAUGGAUUUUUACCCCGUAAGGAUAUUAAACCAGAUUUGCAGUUCAUGCCAAGGCAAGGGCUUGCUCCAGUUCCAAAUGGUGUUGAUGUCGAUGAAUUUAUAAAUGUAAGGCUGCAUGAGGCAGAUAAUGACCCUACGGCCCCACCAUAUGACUCCAUUCAGAUUUAUGGCUAUGAAGGCCGAGGGUCUGUGGCUGGCUCCCUCAGCUCCUUGGAGUCCACCACAUCAGACUCAGACCAGAAUUUUGACUACCUCAGUGACUGGGGUCCCCGCUUUAAGAGACUGGGCGAACUCUACUCUGUUGGUGAAAGUGACAAAGAAACUUGACAGUGGAUUAUAAAAAAAAAAAAAAAAAUUCCAUGGAACUGAGCAUUCUGUAAUAUUCUAGGGUCACUCCCCUUAGAUACAAACCAAUGUGGCUAUUGUUUUAGAAGCAAGUUUAGCACCAAUCAUCUAUAAACUCAACCACAUUUUAAUGUUGAACCAAAAAAAAAUAAUAAAAAUAAAAAGUAUAUGUUAGGAGGUUAUAAAUCUUGUGGAGUGUGAAUUAAGUAUGUGGAGUGUCUAGAAGUCUUUGGAUAUUUGAUAUUUACCUGACUACCACAGACAAAGAUUGGGAUCCUAGCUAAUCUUUAGAGAAAUGGUUUAAAAAGAGGAAAAAAUCAAAAUUAAAAGGUGCUUUCUUAGAAAAAAAAAAUGGACCUGCAAGGAAUCUGCUGCUGAUUUGUGUCUUCUUCAAGGAUUUUUAUGAAUGCAAAUGGUUUUUUCCCCUUCACCAAUAAGGAUCCCGCCACAAAUGAUAAAGCAAUACUUGGUCUGCUGUACAUUAUGACUUUUUGGAGUUUCGGGAGGCCUCCUAGAUUAUACGGUACGGUGACCACACAUUGUACAUAAUUGUUGGCCCCACUCACCAGAGACUGAAUAGCAUCUUUAAAUAUUGUGUCGAGCCUUAAAAUAUUCACAUGUUCGUAAUCCAUUCCAGGGUGGGGAUUGCCAACUCAGUGGUGGGAGGAGAGAAAUCCCAUUCAAACAGCUUGUUUCUAGAAGCAGGAUUCCUCCUUCCCUCCACCUCAUCUUCUUCCACAAGGACACAAAGAUAAAACUGUAUCCCAUAGUGGACUAAUUAAGAGACAGAUGGUUUUAUUGCUAGCGCGUGGAUUUAUUUGUUUAAUCCUCAAAAUAAAUAUUUUAUUGAUGUCCAUUAAUGCUUUUAUUUAUUAAGGUUGGUACUCUAUAGAUUAAGGGACUAUAUGAGAAAAGAAACCUAAAUUAUAUCCAUUAUUAAGACUUUAGAUUGUUUUAUAUAAAUAUAUAUACAAUGAAUGUUUAAUACAUGUACAUUUUGAUGAGAUAAGUAUGGAAGGCAAUAUUAUGAAAAGGAGAGCUAAUAGUCUCUUUAGAGUAGGAAGUGUUAUUGUGACUGGUGAUGGCAGGAACAGCAUUUUCCCAGAGAAACUAAACGGACUGUUUUCUAUUUUGUUCAUAAUCCUAGUAUUUGGUGUUUUUACUACAAGCACAAACAUCUGAAAGUAUAUUGAUUCCUGUGAAUAUUUAAACUCUAGACUUUUAGAUACCUACCUAAUGCCCUGUCCAAUAAACAUGCUUCAAGUUGCCCCUACUAUUUUAGAAACAGGAACUGAUUUGUACAUAAUUUUACUGCUUCUGUUUUUAGCACUUCUGUCCCUGAUCACAGUGAUCCACAGAAUGUUUUAGGCUACAAAGAAAAAAAAAAGAGCAGAACUAGAAGAUGUGAGCAUAUUUAAUUUGUAAUGCAAACCUGCCAUUUAGGAGUAGAAAAUGUAUGAUAAAACUCAAGUAUUACAUGCAGAUCAUUUUAAUUUUCUACUUUGCUUUAAUGCAACAUUGUUUAUUUACUCCAUGUAUUGUAUUCAGAGAAACUCCUGUAUUGUUUCCUACUUUGUGAAAUAUAUUUUUAUAAAUACCUUUGUUGUCAUCAUUUUUUUCCAGCCAAAUGAAGACCUGAUAUUAACAAAAUUAUCAACUCUAACUAAUAUCCUAAAGGGUUCUUCCAAAUCAUCCCAAGGAACACUUUUAUUUAUUUGAGUCUUCAUUAUAAAGAACUAGAGAAGAGAAAUGGCUUGAUAGCUUUCAUAUAGCAAGAUAUAAGCAGAAACAUAAAAGGAAUUUAAAAUAACUAAAAGUUUGCCAAUUGUACUUUUGGGUACUUCUGGAAAGGGAAGUGGUACUGGGCUGGAAGACUUCAGACAAGAUGGUAGGUCUACAACUUAUGAAAAUGAAGGGAUCAGAGAACUGGAUUUGACAAGAGAGCCUUAGACUGCAACAUAAAUCUGGCAAAAUUUCUGUCAGUGCAUUCAGAGGGUUCUGGAAUGAGAGACUGUCCACUAGAGCAAGAUAUCACAGGGUCAAUGUAGUGAGGCUCUGGUCACCUGCCAUCUCAAUCGCUGGCUUGGGGAUGCCUAAGGAAAGCAUGGAUCUGGCUUGCAAAUUGAAGGCACCAAGUUCUAGUAACUGCCUCCUUUGUGACAGCAACAAAACACUUGAAUGUUAUAAAAGAAUUUAGUAGCUAUCCAAUGGUUUAAUCAAAUCCUUUUUGAGACCCCUCUUUUUGUGAAUGAUUCAUCUUAUAUGCUUAUCCCAGAGGCUAUUGAAUACUCUUUCUGAGGUCAAAGUGAUGAUCCAAAGUGACUUUUAUAAUCACCAGGUUAGCACAGUGUCUAAAACAAGUAUCUGAUGAAUAUAAGUUAUCAACAGCAGUUGAAGUAAUAAUAAUCAAUUUUUAACAAUAUUCUAACUAUCUUACACAUUCCAAAUCAAGGUGAAAUUAUUUAUUUUUAUUUAUCUCUGUUAUAUCAGACUCAUUUCUGACUUGUUUACAGUGAAGUGCCACAGAUUAAACAAAUAUAUCUACCCAAAAAUAACACUAUUUUUCUUUGGGAAAAUUAAACCUAUGUACUCCUGUUAGGAAUCAGUAGGUUAUCUUCACAUGGUAGUUUUGUGGGAAGGAGAUAAUAAAUGGUAUACCAGUUGUCCCAAACUUGCUUCAAAAUUUAUUUUACUUAGGAAGAGGGGAUGGAAAUAUUUAGAUUCCUUACUAAAUUUUUACCAUCACCAUCUUAGCAUUUUGUGCUUAAAAGCCAAUUCCAAAUUUUGUAACAUGGGGUGAAAUGAGUAAUGCUGUGUUCAUUAUAAAGACUACACUAUAUGAACUAUGCUUUUAGAAUAUCAUGAAUUUAUAUGAAGAUCCAAGGAAUAU